AGUGUCUAUUCCUACUUCCAAUCAUAUAAUCUCACUUUCUAAGCCAAGUUUCUCUCUCUAGCUUCGUUUCCACUACUGAAUCAAGUGAUUUAGUAAUUUCCACUGGAAUCUGGAGUAAAUAAUUCGAGCUUCCGAUUUUGUUGCCAUCAGAUUCUCUCAUAGCUCGUGAAGCUGAUCACUUCUCUGCUAAUCCGUGACUGUUUCACGGAAUUCUAGAAUUUUUGCCGAUUUUUUAAGUUUUUAUCUGUUCACCGAUCUAUUUGUAUUGAGUCAGACAGUCAGAGUAGUGUAAAUUGAGCCGAUGUUGUGCGUAAGUGGAGAAGAUGCAGCUGAAAUGCAGUGUGGAAUGCAGAGAGAUUGAUUUGUGUUAGUGAAUGAUGUGAAGAUUGAGAGAAUUUGAAAUGCUGAGCCCUAAAUUAGGAGCUCAGUUAGAGCGGAUGAAGCGGAGGUCGAAUUCGGGGAAAUUUCAUCACAGGUGGAAGCGAAAAUUCUUCGCGUUUCUUUUGAUUGCGAUUUGUUUCGCGACGUUUCUGUUGAUGGAAUCAGAGUACAGUAAGAUCAAAAUGCCUUCGUUAAUAUCUCCGACGCUGCAGAAGCCGAAGAUUGCUUUUCUUUUUAUUGCUCGGAAUCGGAUUCCUCUCGACAUUGUUUGGGAUGUAUUUUUUCAGGGUGAUACAGAGAAUAGGUUUUCCAUUUAUGUUCAUUCAAGACCGGGGUUCUUGUUGAAUGCAGCAACGACGAGAUCAAAAUUUUUCUUAAACCGUCAAGUGAAUGAUAGCGUACAGGUAGAUUGGGGAGAAGCAAGCAUGAUCCAGGCAGAGCGUAUUUUGCUUCAAGGUGCGCUGAUGGAUCCUUUCAAUGAGCGGUUUCUUUUCCUUUCAGACAGCUGCAUACCUCUCUACAAUUUCAGCUACACGUAUGACUAUAUAAUGUCAACCCCAAAUAGCUUUGUGGACAGUUUUGCUGAUAAAAAGGAAAGUCGUUACAAUCCAAAAAUGCAUCCAGUGAUUUCUGUUGACAACUGGAGGAAGGGAUCUCAGUGGGUUGUUCUGACCAGAAAGCAUGCUGGGGUUGUAGUUGAAGAUAAAACUGUAUUCUCUAUGUUUCAGUUACAAUGCAAGAGGAAGUCUUUACCUGAAUUUUGGCGAGACCGUCCCAUUCCUGCCGAUUCAUCAGCUGAACAUAAUUGUAUACCUGAUGAACACUAUGUUCAAACCUUGCUCACUCUAAAAGGUCUAGAAGGAGAAAUCACUAGAAGGUCACUGACUCACAGUUCUUGGGAUCUAACAUCUUCGAGAGAUCCUCAUAGGAAAGGAUGGCAUCCCGUCACCUACAAGUUGGGCGAUGCUACUUCCAGUCUUAUCCAGUCCAUCAAGGCCAUAGAUAACAUCUAUUUCGAGACUGAGUAUAGAAGAGAGUGGUGCACUAGCAAGGGGAAACCCUCUCAAUGCUUCCUCUUCGCCAGAAAAUUCACACGACCUGCUGCCCUACGUCUUCUUAAUAUGGUGAGUCCAUUCUAUUUUCAUUCUGUUUAUAUAAGAAUGAUAAUUGUAGGUGACAUGCAUAACAAGAAACAUAGUAAUGAAUGAAAAUCUACGAUUCUGCUGUAAAACGCAUUGUCUGUGGCUGCAGUCUGCUUUCGGAUUUUCCAGAGAAGCUACAACUUGAGCAUAAUACCACGAUCUAGACUACGGAUUAGCAACCGGAAUUCGUACAUGUGAAUAACCUAGUAAGUCAUCCAUACUGAUUAAGAUCCAUAUCAAUAUGAAUUGUAUUUUGUGAUGUAGUUGUUGUAAUAAAGGCUGUCUUAUUAUUAUCUUACAUAUAUUCCUGUGAGAUGUCAAUAUUAGGUGUAUUUUAGUUUCUCUGAUAUGUUACUAUAAGGGGAGACUGAAAUGUUCAGUAAUUGUAAUUCUGCAGCUUCAGUAGUAGUCAAUGUAAUCUAUAUUUUUUAUUCACUA
Salvia miltiorrhiza (redroot sage) is the source of this 1961-nucleotide messenger RNA. RefSeq names its product glycosyltransferase BC10. Gene Ontology annotation, cellular component: membrane. The record is from RefSeq and is a predicted model, not a curated record. NCBI's taxonomy places the organism in Eukaryota, Viridiplantae, Streptophyta, Magnoliopsida, Lamiales, Lamiaceae. The transcript has 10 exons. The coding region runs from base 402 to 1589 and encodes 395 amino acids. Gene Ontology annotation, molecular function: glycosyltransferase activity.